CGUCAAAGUAAAUAUGUUGGGACUCUAACCGUUCGCUUGCGACACUUUGUUUGUCAGAGCUGUUUCUCUUGAAUCAGAGGACAACUACGGCAUUUUAUACAUGACUGACCCUACAAGAAAAAUAACAGGACACAUUUUGAUUGAAUGAUUCCUGAAGUACGGCACAGGAGUCUGGAAGGAACUUCCAAUGUUGAGCCGUAAGCGACCUCUGUUUGAUGGAUAUAAAAAGAAGCCUCAGCUUUGCAAAAAGAAAUGUUUGGCCAGUCUGAAAACUCUGCUGGACAGAUAUGAGAGUGACAGAGACACAAAACAUGCCAGACUAAGGACGAGCUGUCGUCGCCCCUGCACACCUGUAGCCUGUGUGACCAAACACCUGAAUGACACUGAUGGUUUCUUUGAACGAAUAUCGUCCUGGGCUGACACACAAUCCUCUGUGAAUAAAGUAUUGGAGCAUCUCAAGUUCAGACAAGCCAAUGAUGACAUUUUACUCAAUGACUCAGUCAACAAGAAAUUUUUGGAGUUUCACUGUUAUGUUACCGAGGAAAGUGGCACAGAAGAUAAGCAGCAUUCGUGGGCCGUUAUUGAGAAACAGGAGGAAAUUGUCAUGUAUGGACCUUAUUAUCCUAAUUACAUCAGCAAGGUACACAGCGAGGACUUCAUAGUUAAACAAACUCAGGAACUUCUGGAGUCAGAAGCUGCCGCAGAAGACUGGAGGGUGUAUGUUUUUACCAGGAACAGCCCCUGUUUGGCGAGAAACACAGAUCCAUGUAUGCUGAACCUUGUUCAAAAAGCUCAGCAGUGGUGGAGCAUGUAUGGAGUAAAGACUCAUAUUGGUUAUGUGAAAUGUUGGGGCUUCAAGGGAACUAAAGAAACUCUGUUCGGGGAUAUUAACUACAGCCAAGUGGAGUGUGUAGACCAAACUAAGGACUAUGAGAGCUAUGUGAAAGCGGCCAUGAAGACUGAUCCUAACCCUUUAUGUAAAACUCUGUUCUCUGCUGUUAAAGGCCUCCUGAAGUCUGCAGGUUUUACUUUGAUAAAUGUUAUGCAGGGUCAAGACUGGAAGAGUUACUUUAAAGGCAUGCAUAAUGUUUUUGAAAGCAAGCCAGAAGAGGAGAAAAAAGUCUUCAUGCAGGAGGCUAACACAAUCAUCGAAGCUGCACAAGUUCUGCUUUCAGAAAAAAACGGAAGUUUCGAUGAGUAUUUAGAAAGAGGACGUGCGUUUGCAUUUGAUUACAUUUUUAACUCACAAGUACCAGAUGCCAUGCAGGAUGAAAUAAGACUAACAUUUCAUGAGUCUUGGAAGGAUAUGAUAAAGGACAAAUAUGCCAAAUUCAUCAGGGAGAAGCUGUCAGAAUACUUCAAUCAAUAUACCGUUCAGCUUUUUAUCAAAGACAUUGUAGCAUUCACAAAAGAGUACUUACAAAUUGGAAGGAUACAGUUUUCAGCAGAGGCUCCUAGAUUAUGA
Messenger RNA from Plectropomus leopardus (leopard coralgrouper), 1465 nucleotides. NCBI's taxonomy places the organism in Eukaryota, Metazoa, Chordata, Actinopteri, Perciformes, Serranidae. The record is from RefSeq and is a predicted model, not a curated record.